Leptomonas pyrrhocoris is the source of this 1472-nucleotide messenger RNA. RefSeq names its product phenylalanine-4-hydroxylase putative (PAH). The record is from RefSeq and is a predicted model, not a curated record. Gene Ontology annotation, biological process: aromatic amino acid metabolic process. Bases 123 to 1472 code for a protein of 449 amino acids. Gene Ontology annotation, molecular function: oxidoreductase activity, acting on paired donors, with incorporation or reduction of molecular oxygen, reduced pteridine as one donor, and incorporation of one atom of oxygen; iron ion binding. The transcript has a single exon. NCBI's taxonomy places the organism in Eukaryota, Euglenozoa, Kinetoplastea, Trypanosomatida, Trypanosomatidae.
GAUUCUCCGCUGUCUUUCUUGACCAUCUUUUCUUGAUCAUUGACCUGUCCUGUGGUCUUUUCGUAUCGCUCCUAGCAGCCGAUAAUCUUUCACCGUGUAUAUUCUGCUACCGUCCUCGGAGGAUGCUUCUACGUUCCCGUCUUACUCGUACGGCGAUGGCCGCAACGAUUGAGGAGCAGUACGCCUCUCACGCCAGUAACAUCAAAGGUGCAGACAAGAAGACGCGCUGCCGCACCUCGCUGCAGGUAUCCCUGUCGGCUGACAAGUCUGGUGAGCUGUGCGACCUGCUCGGCAUCUUCAAGCCGCAUGGCAUCAACAUCAGCCAGGUGGCGAACCGCCCGCGCCCCUACGAGAACACGGCACCCUUCCGCACCAUCUUUCUUGAUGUGGACGCCUACAUUGAGGAUGACCGCAUGAAGCAGGUGAUGUCGCAGUUGCAGAAGAUUUCGCCGAACGUGGCGGUGGCCGGGUCGUGGGUGAUUCCAUGGUACCCAUCGGAGCCGAGGGACCUGGAUGAUCUGGAUCAGAGCACGAUGGCUGCCGGCGAGGAGCUGCAGGAUGACCCGGAGAAUCCACACCCGGGCUUCCACGAUGAGGUCUACCGCGCCCGCCGUCGCGAGAUUGUCGGGAAGGCGAAGAACUUCAAGACGGGUGACCCCAUCCCGGUGGUGGACUACACGGAGGAGGAAAACCGCGUGUGGACGACCGUGUACGACCACCUCACGAAGCUAUACCCCACCCACGCCUGCGAGCAGUACAACUACGUCUUCCCGCUGCUGCUGGAGAACGGCGUCCUUGGCCGCACCCGCAUGCCGCAGCUGCGCGACGUGAGCGAGUUCUUGAAUGAGGCGACCGGCUUCACCGUCCGCCCGGUCGCGGGUCUGCUGACCUCGCGAGACUUUCUCAACGCCCUUGCCUUCCGUGUCUUCUUCAGCACGCAGUACAUCCGCCACUCCGCCCAGCCCUUGUACACGCCGGAGCCGGACAUGGUGCACGACAUAAUCGGCCACCUGCCACUGCUGUCCGACCCCGACUUCGCCAAGUUCACGCAAACGAUCGGCCUCGCCUCCCUCGGCGCGGACGACGUGCUGCUGGACAAGCUUGCGAAGGUGUACUGGUACACGGUGGAGUUCGGCCUGUGCAACGAGGGUGGCCGCCGCAAGGUCUACGGCGCCGGUGUCCUCUCCAGCUCCGCCGAGCUCGAGUACUCGCUGAGCGGCAAACCCGAGUACCUCCCGUGGGACCCGGCGGUGGCGUCCACCACGCCCUUUCCCAUCACCAAGUUCCAGCCGCGUUACUUCGUGGCAGACAGCUUCCCUGACGCACAGCGGAAGCUGGAGGAGUGGCUGGCGGUCCAGGAUAAGCCGAUCUUCACUGUGUACAAUUCGUACUCGCGCCGCGUGCAGUCGUACCCGAGGAACACGUGGCACAUGCUGCAGGAGCAGAUAAAGCUCACGAACUUCACCUUUUAA